Molecule: messenger RNA, 3574 nt
Organism: Siniperca chuatsi (mandarin fish)
Lineage: Eukaryota; Metazoa; Chordata; Actinopteri; Centrarchiformes; Sinipercidae
Gene: bcl7a
Product: BAF chromatin remodeling complex subunit BCL7A
Exons: 6
Coding region: 90-776 (228 amino acids)
Source: RefSeq, a predicted model, not a curated record
UUGUUCUCCUACACGCUCAGCAGGGAGACAGAUCUCUCUUCACGGUGCAGCUGCAGCCAGGCUCCCCUCUCUGCUACAUCAGGCCGCGCAUGCGCAGUGGCUCCUCUGUGCGCUCUACUGUUUGCAUUGUGUCUCAACUGCCGGCGAGCUUUAAAAAUAUUAUACCCACCGCGGCAAUGUCGGGCAGGUCGGUCCGAGCUGAGACCCGGAGCAGGGCGAAAGAUGACAUCAAGAGGGUUAUGGCCGCUAUUGAGAAAGUACGAAAAUGGGAGAAGAAAUGGGUGACUGUUGGAGACACGUCCCUUCGCAUCUACAAGUGGGUGCCAGUGACGGAGCCCAAAUCAGAUGAUAAGAACAAGAAUAAGAAGAAGGGCAAAGAUGAGAAAUACGGCUCAGAGUUGACGACUCCAGAGAACAGCUCCUCUCCGGGGAUGAUGGACAUGCAUGAUGACAACAGCAACCAGAGCUCCAUCGCCGACUCGUCCCCAGUGAAACAGGAAAACAGUUGUAGCACCAGCCCCACCCCAGAGCCCACCGCCGCGUCUCACCGCGAGAACAGCGAGGCCAAGACUGACCAGAGCCCGGACAGCAAGAGGGGUAAGACCACCCCUUCAUCAGAGACCUCAGAGAGAGCACAAAGUGCCAAGAGAGACAGCCUGUCCUCGGGGGAGAAGGACUCUUCAGACAGCAAAGCCACUCAGGACCUAGAGGAGGAGGCCCCGCCCAGCAAGAAAAGCAAACUGGAGUCCUCGUCUCAGGACUUUGAGGAGAGUUAAAUGUUUGGGGCUGAGUCAUUUCUCUCCUUCACCCUCCUCUCUCCCUCCCCCUGUACCUCCCUCCAUUAACUCUAGAUCAUUUAGGGCUAAUGGAUACACCAGCUCUCCUCCCACUCCUCUUACUACCCAACCUCCCCUUCGCUACCCAAACUAUACCAAAGGGAGAAUGGACGUGUGUCUCCCCCUCACCCUCCUGGCGGCUGUUUCCCCUCCGAUUUGCCAUCUUUGCCCUAACACUCCUCUGCCACAGAGGGAGAAUGGAUAUUACCUCUAUUCACUGGUCCCCUCCGUGCUUCCUUCCAGUUCUCCACACUUUUCACUAAUGCCAAGAGAAGCUCUGAACCCCGGGCUGCAAUUCCCUCUGUGACCAGGGGCGGCGCUGUCAGCCGAGCCCAGCCACCGCCAGGCCAGAACACAAACACUGACCUGCACCUGUGACUAAAAGAGUUAACACUGGGGAUCUGAGAUUAGGACGAGGUUGAUCCCGGACGCUGCUCUGAGACCGUUUUUAAAACGUUUUACUGCUCAUGGUUUAGCUCAGGAUACUCAAGAGGCUAACCUGGUCUCAGAUCAGCGGCUGCGGGGGGAACCUCCACCCUAAGACCACGUCACUUCAAUCCUCCCGAUUCGCCUCCUGUUAGACUAAUGUUCUAUAUUUGUUUAGGAAGUGUUUAGGGUUUUUUUCUCAGGAGGGUCAAUGCACUGUUAUGGUAUGUCACAAUCGAUCACAGAUAGAUUUGCUGCUGUAGUGGAAGUCUUUUUUCUCUAUCCAUGAAAAGUUCUCCAUUCACAUGUUUGUUUGUUUUUUUUUUUAAAGUGAGUAAGUUUGUGGUUUCGUAGAGGAAGAAUUAGAAGAGGACGACGGUACUGGUCAAGAUAAACUCUUGGAUAAGUAGUGAAGACAGGCAUAGGUAGCGUUGGUCCUGAAGGUGUGCCUUGAGUUGCUACGAUUAAAUACACGUUUUAGGUCAAGCAGGUUUUGAAUUACAAUUCUGGUGCCAUGUUUUGUUUUGGGGUUUUUUUUUGUUUGCCUUAUAAUCGUCACUAAUUCGUAUAAUCCAAUAUUUAUAUUCAACGACAACAGUUUAGUUCAUAUUUGAAGGAAUAGCUAAACAUUUUGGUGAAUAUUCACUUUCUUACCGAGAGUUAGAUGAGAGGAUUGAUGCCACUCUCGUGUCUGUACGUUAAAGAGUCUUGACGCUUAGCUUAGCUUAGCAUAACGACUGGAAACGGGGGGACAAAGUUAGCCUGGUUCUGUCCAGGAAAGAAAAAUCACCCAUAAAAAUAAACACAUCAUGGAGACACAUAGACUUCGGCAUUUUGUACAGAUUAAACAAAUGAGAUACAACGUGUGAAUUAGUGAGCUUUGGAGGUGCUUGUAGACGGAUUUAGCUAACUAACAUGUUUAAUUUGUAUAACAAAGGCUAAAAAUGACAAAUUGUGGUUUUUCAUGUGUUUAUGUGCUGGAUUAUUUCUUGGCCAGGAGCAGUGACUUCCUGGAGAAAAACUUUGUUUUUUGUGCAGAUUAAACAAAAACCAAGGUUGCUGGUUGGCAGUUUUGUUUUGUUUUUUUACCUUCAGACAGAGCCAGGCUAGCUGUUUCCCCUUGUUUCCAGUCUUUAAGCUAAGCUAAGCUAGCCUAACCGUUGACUGGCCGUAGCUUCAUAUUUACUGUACAGACAUGAAAAUGUCGAUCCUCUCUAGAAAGCGACUAAUUGUGUUUCCCAAAAUGUGGAACUGUUCCUUUUAAAACCGUUGGAGACUGGAAUUUGAACACUACCCAGAAGUACUUUAGUUUUGUCUUGUGCAAAUUUUAACAUCUGCAAACAAGUCAGAAUUCCUGGUCACUGGUCCAUGUCUACUUCAGGUGGCACUUUGUUGUUGUUUUCCUCCCUCUAAAGUAGAAACAGACCAGUUGCUGGGACUGGUUUUCCCGUCUGGUCCACCAUCAUCACUCGUAUUUAAUCACCUCUCAUCUCUGUACAUGUUCUGUGUAUCACUACUUAUCUAUGACCUACACAUGUUUCUAUAGCUCAAGACAGAAGGAUCCAGUCUUUUAGCUCAAACAUUGGUUCUAAUCCUUCUUCAAGGUGCUGUCUAUUGGCUGAAUCCAUACACGUGUGGCAUCAAGCUCUCGAUUUUGUGCAGUUUACUUGAACUUCAUAGUACGGAUUCAGACCUGUGACCUCUAAUGUACAACCUCACACAUGUAAGAUUUAGUUUCAUUAAUCAAUAUUUACUUGUGAAUAUGGAUUGGAAUCAAUUGAACCACUGUAAACCAAUGACUUCAUAACAUAACAGGGGCUAUAGAAGAACUUUAUGACGCAGAAUUACUUGAUCAGAUUUCAGCAAAUCAGCAUUCACAUGGAUGGAGAGAAAAGAAAUGAAAACAUGACAAUUGUCUCAGUUUAGAGGAUGGAUUAGCAUAUACCUCAUUCCCAGUCCAGCAGCGCUGGAACUUAAAAUGCUAUUGUAUUGACAUUAACAGUUAUAAACAGCAUUAUGUACACUCAGUUUAAAAAAACAAAAACAAAUCUCACUUAUGUUGUAGCUUUCACCUGAUUGAGCUGAUUGCUUAUAGUUUGUUCAUAACUGUGUGUUUUAAAAAAAAAACAACAAAAAAAGAGCUGUGAGAUAUUAAAUCUUGUAUGUUUUUUGUUUUUUUCUUGGGACCAUUUUGUUUGACUUUAGAUCUUGUACAGAUUUAUGGUUUGGUUUGACUUAUUUAUUCCAUCAGUAGUGCUUGGUUUUUAUCAUGUCCAAUGGUUUUGUUUUCUUAAUAAAAUUCACAAAACGUU